This is a messenger RNA of Cinclus cinclus, 1557 nucleotides long. RefSeq names its product transmembrane protein 62 (gene TMEM62). The coding region runs from base 16 to 1557 and encodes 513 amino acids. The record is from RefSeq and is a predicted model, not a curated record. The transcript has 12 exons. Lineage: Eukaryota; Metazoa; Chordata; Aves; Passeriformes; Cinclidae.
AAGAGAUCAAGGGUCAUGGAAAAAACCAAGUGGAUAGACAUCAAAGGGAAUCAUGAUUCAUUCAACAUUCCACGCCUGGACAGUGUUCAGAAUUAUUACAGGAAAUAUUCUGCCUGGCGUAAAGAUGGCUCUUUUCAUUACAUCCACACUGCCUCUUUUGGGAACUAUUCAUUCAUCUGCGUGGAUGCCACACUCAGCCCAGGCCCUAAGAGACCCUAUAAUUUUUUUGGGAUUUUAAACAUGAAUCAAAUGGCAGAGCUGUCUUUGAUGGCAACAGAAAGUCUACACAGCAACCAUACUAUCUGGUUUGGCCAUUACCCCACCUCAACAAUCAUCUCCCCAUCCCCUGGAAUAAGAACACUAAUGAGUUCUGCCACAGCCUAUUUAUGUGGACAUCUCCAUACAAUGGGUGGGCUGAUGCCAGUCUUGCACAGUCAACACCGUGGUGGUACUCUGGAACUUGAAUUAGGAGACUGGAUGGAUAAUAGGAGGUACCGGAUCCUCGCGUUUGAUCAUGACCUCCUCAGCUUUGCAGAUAUUAACUUUGAAGAGUGGCCUGUAGUUCUCAUCACCAAUCCCAAAUCCUUCCUUUACAGCAGUUCCACUCAUGAACCACUAGUCAAAAUUCUGUAUUCCACUCAUAUCAGAAUUCUGGCAUUCUCUCCUUCUGUCAUUAUCUCUGUCAAAGUCUACAUAGAUGGAGUUCACCUGGGGAAUGCACAUCAGGUGUCUGGCCCUCUCUAUGUGCUGAAGUGGAGCCCACAAAACUACAGUGAAGGGUUCCAUCACAUAGAUGUGACUGUCCAGGAUGCUUCAGGAAGAAUUGGCACACGGGGCCACUUAUUUGGUAUGGAAGAAAACCUCUCUCUUAGAUUUGACUUUUGGUCAUCUGUUAUUCUUCUCACUGACCACUAUGUUCUAGCUCGAGUGCUCUUUGGACUGAUGGUGCUGAUUCAGAUUACCUUGCUUGUUGUUUUCCGACACCUCCAAAAGCCAGCACUCAAAGAAAAGCCAGGAUUACUUACUCUGACUUCAUAUUCUCUUCAUGUCUUCAGUAAAACAAACACCUUCUAUUACUCAGUUCUGGUUCUGAAUUUGUACACCAUUCUGGGACCAUGGUUUGUAGGUGAACUGAUAGAUGGCCAGAUGGGGGCCUGCUUUUCCUUUGGGGUGUUUGUUGGUGGUUCCUUCUUACAGGGCAGUAUGACAUUCGUGGUUGGGAUUUUACAGAUGAUGUUUUUCAAUCUGCCAUUGAUGGCCUACCUGUGCUGGUGCCUGUUGCUGCGGUGCCAGGGCCACGGCUUCCGUUCCCACAUCCAUCAUGUCCGACGCUGCGUGGCUGUGCUUGUUCACCUGGCAAUGGCCCUGCUGCUGGCCUGGCAGGUCUAUUCCUGCUAUUUCCUGCAGCGAACAUACGGCACCUUGGCGUUCUUCCUCUCCCCAAUGAGAACAUGGCUGGUGGCACUGACUGCAGCUCUCAUUUAUAAAACCUGGACACUGAAAUCAUCAGAGCUCAGAACUUACAUAAUGGAGAUAAAAAACUGUCAGCGCUCCUGA